Molecule: messenger RNA, 3016 nt
Organism: Toxorhynchites rutilus septentrionalis
Lineage: Eukaryota; Metazoa; Arthropoda; Insecta; Diptera; Culicidae
Product: protein FAM133-like
Exons: 7
Coding region: 333-1112 (259 amino acids)
Biological process (GO): mesoderm morphogenesis
Cellular component (GO): extracellular region
Molecular function (GO): growth factor activity; heparin binding
Source: RefSeq, a predicted model, not a curated record
CUAUCCUGUGUCAUUCGAAUCGGGUUGAGUGUGGGAGAAACUUUUAUGUGAAGGAGUAAUAAGGAUUAGUUUUGGGAUAGAAGGAACACAGUUAUGGGUGUUUUCGAGUGUUAAGGAUUCAUGAAUUGAAUUGAUGUCGUACUUGAGAUGAUUGACAUGAACUAAAAAAAACCUUAAGCUCAUCGGGUAACUGGUACAGAACAGCGUGAAAAAUAAACUGCACUCAAUUGAGAUAAUUGAGUGUUUCCUGAAUUCGAAUUCGCAUUAUUGUUGUUGGAGCUUUAAGUUUCGCUGCCAAAACGCACAAAUCCCGGAAAACAAUAUAUUAGAAGAUGAACCUUCUAGUUAUUUCGUUCCUGGCGCUGGCGUCGCUAUCCACCUUCCCCACGCAGACCUUUGGAACUCCAGCCGCGGCUGCUGCAGAUGUGUCCUCGCCGAAGAAGUCGCUGGCUGCCGCCGCCGAGGCGGUCAAACCCGUCAACGAUAAUGGGCUGAAAGAAAUCUGGCAGGAGGACGAUCGCGAGGUUCUGAUCCGUAACGAACGGGGCACCAAGAACGGAGGCGCCGGAACCGCUGGUAAGAAAGACCGCAAAAAAGACAAAAACUCCAACUCCUCAUCAUCACAAUCAUCAUCAUCACCCACCUCCUCGUCGGCCACCCUCCAGAAACUCAAACAACAAAACAUAAAAUCCAAACUCGACAACACUAAACAGCAGGCGCAAACUGACUCGCAGUGCCGCUACACAAAGGGACCGUGGACAGAGUGCGACGCCAAGACCAACACUCGUUCCAGAACGCUGGCACUGAAAAAGGGUGAAACGUCCUGCGUCCAGACCCGCACCAUUCAGAAGAAAUGCAAAAAGGCAUGCCGUUACGACAAAGGAGCCUGGUCCGAGUGUGCCCCCAACGGCCAGAUGUCCCGCACCGAUAGUCUGAAAUCGAGCAGCGAUGCCACCUGCCAGUCGACGCGAGUGGUCAACAAAAACUGCAAUCAGGGCAAAUCGAAAGACAAACAGAACAAGCCAGCAAAGGUUGAAAAGAAGGAAAAAGUGCGCAAAUGGAAGCGAAGAUUUGCCAAGAAACAAAAAGAUACCACAGGAGCACAACGAUAGGACAACUGCAACGGUCUCCGCAAGAAUCGCCAGUAAGCGUCUACAGCAUCCUUUUAAAUAAUUCAUCAUCACCGUCACACAAAACCAUAACAACACACAUUGAUCAUCGUGCAACUCCCUCGAAGAAAGCAAAUUCGUGCGCCCCAAAAACACUAAACCUGUUGCUGAUAAUGAGUACUGAUUGCGUUUCAGCGGAUAGUUGCCAAAAAAACUUGAUAAACUGUGAAAUCGAGUUAUACAUCUUCCAGCAACAACAGAGCGGCUUUGCAGUCGAAAGUAACCUAUCAUAAUAGCCCAAGAUAUUACAACAAAAAAUAUAAGAAAAUCAAAUUUUAACUGUGAAGUUUACACACACAAACACCCACACACACACAUGAACAGCGGAAACACGACACACUCAUACACUAACUGACACAAUCAAACCUACGAGUAAACGUUAAUUACGAACUCUUACAUGGAAAAAUAAAAAAAAACAACAAAAGCACAUUCAUAUAUUCGUUUUUAAAAUUGACAUUUGUAAAGUAAGUAAAUUUAAACCAGUUUAUUAAGUUAAAUGGAGAGUAAUAGAGCAACGGAAGAGAAAGCCGAACAUAACUUACGUGUUGAAUAAAAUUAAUUGUAGCUAUUAAACAAGGAUAAAACAAAAUUUCUACUACCAUAAGAAUACAGAAAUGAAACGCAUCCACUACUGGACAGUGGAAACCCGGAAUCUAUGAAGGAAUGAAACAAAAUAUGAAAUUCACCGGAAGCAAACCAACGACAAAUGAAGAAUCGGUAGGAUACUAUAAUCGAAUUAAAAUAGGAAAUAGUACUUUCUCCGUUUCAGACAGCUGCUGGAUUACAAACUCACACUAAAACUACCCGUAAAUUCAAUUGAUUACCUUACCUAGAGAAGCAGAACGCAGCAAUUUCCUAUGCCAAAUUGUAGCGGAAACCUGUAAAAUUCUAUCAUAGUUGAACACGUACCCUAUUCUGACAUUGAAUCGAUUCUGUAGUUUCAUUUAUGUGUGGCCAAUAUUCCGAUUGUUCUCGCUCGGUGGUUUCUCAACGAGCUAAACUCUAUUGUCCAAUAGCGUUAGACAGGUAACAGUGAAAAAUAAACCAUUGGAAUGCCCAUUUCAUCCCCAACACAGCUCAUGUAUGUUUGAUGUUCAACGUUGAAAAUACCUAUGUAAACAGAAACUAAAAACAAAGCAGAUAAACUUAUUGCAAGAGGAAAAAAAACAAACGAAAGCGUAAAGUGGACAAAAUCUGUGUUAAAGUCUAAAGACGCUAAACAAUAAACGGAAAUUUUAACAUAUGUGUUCUGGUUAAUACAAUUAGGGCAAAAAAACAGAUAUUCUACGAACGAACACUUUGGAGUACACAUGAAGAAAUAAAACCAAUAGAGCAGGCCGAACGAAAACUAGUGAAACAGCAGAGAGAUGAAGAUGCGGAAAAACUGUACACGGAAAACAAAAAACAGAAAACAACUAGAUAAAUAUUUAUAAAAAAGAGAAAAGUGAAACCGCAGACAAAACAUAUACACACACACUCUUAGUAUUAUAGUUAAUGUAUAAAUUGUCUCAUUCUACGAAGCUUACGCAAGUGUGAUGGGAAAAAAACCACUCGGAAACCGAUUCGACAGCAAGUGUACUCUGUAUUCGAAGGAUGUUUUUAUUUCGGCAAAUACUCAACCACAAAAACGUUCUUAAUUAGCUCGUGCGUUUAUAUUUCGGCAGCAAUUGGAAAAGAUAUAUAUGCACACGGUUCCCGUGCUAAGAUUAUCAUUUCGACCGUUGUUGCAAACAGUGCUGCUCCAGAAAAUUGAUUUAGACUCAGCUCAUUUUAAUAUAUAUAAAAUAAUUGUAGUUUUAAAAUAUCAAAUUUCUUACUAAAACAUAUUCUUUUGUGAUAUGUUGUAA